Molecule: messenger RNA, 1042 nt
Organism: Calidris pugnax (ruff)
Lineage: Eukaryota; Metazoa; Chordata; Aves; Charadriiformes; Scolopacidae
Gene: DBNDD1
Product: dysbindin (dystrobrevin binding protein 1) domain containing 1
Exons: 4
Coding region: 91-588 (165 amino acids)
Biological process (GO): negative regulation of protein kinase activity
Cellular component (GO): cytoplasm
Source: RefSeq, a predicted model, not a curated record
AGGUAGCCCUGAUGCCGGCCCCGUUCCCCACCAGGCAGCCGGUGAGCCCAGGCUGGAGCAGGGCGACGUGGCCGGCAGCGUGGCGUGACCAUGCAGACGGAGGCCAGAGGGGAUUUCUGCGGCAGGGACCAGCACCCCGAGCUCAGCAAGGAGACGCUGGUCCCAGAGCGACCCAUGGGGACCCCCGCCCACGGGCCAGCCCAGGAGCCCCCUACAGCCCCUGCAGAGGAGCCAGGUGGCAUCCCCAUCCCCAGCGCUGGCCUGCUGCAGGUCACGGAGCGCCGACAGCCCCUGAGCAGCGUCUCCUCGCUGGAGGUGCACUUCGACCUGCUGGACCUGACGGAACUGACCGACAUGUCAGACCAGGAGCUGGCUGAAGUCUUCGCCGACUCCGAUGAGGAGAACGUGGCUGGAGAGUCGCCCAGCGGGCUGCAGCCGCAGGUGGUGCCACGGGCCGGGUACCUGCGCUCGCCCUCCUGGACACGAGCACGGGAGCAGGGCCGGGAGAAGAAGCACCUCAGCGACCCAGAAUUGCCAGCAGGACCCCCAGACGCCUUCCUGCCCGCCGAACGGCCGCGGGAGCCCUAGGGGCUGCCCCGGCACCGGGGGACGGAUGCAGGGACACGCCAGGGGACGGAUGCGGGGACACGCCAGUGCCAGUCGCUUCCUUUCAUCCCCAGCACCGUUGGAGCCCAUCCCCGCCGCCCUGCCCGGGGCGCCCGGGGCACAGGACUGAUGGGGUGGGGGCAGCUCGCCCGGAGGCACGGCAGACCGGCCCCGGGGAGAGGCAGCCCCCAGCCCCGCAGAAGGGAGGCACGGAGCCGGCCGAAGCCGGUGGCCCGGAGCUCUCCCCGGGGCGGCGGGGAAGGAGCAGCCGGCUCCCCGCGCCGGGACCCGGGGCUGCCCGUAGCCCAGCGCGGAGCCGGGGCCGGCGCGGUCCCGUCUGCCGGGAGCGGCGGCCAGGCCCGGUGGAGCAUGGCCGGUGCCCGCCCGGUCCUCAUGUAGCAACGUUUUGUUCCGGUAAAACCGACCGACCCACCAC